Molecule: messenger RNA, 2237 nt
Organism: Plasmodium cynomolgi strain B
Lineage: Eukaryota; Apicomplexa; Aconoidasida; Haemosporida; Plasmodiidae
Product: oxidoreductase aldo/keto reductase domain containing protein
Exons: 1
Source: RefSeq, a predicted model, not a curated record
AUGAAUGAGCGCAAGGGAGAUCCCAACGACUAUAUGUUGAGCCUGAUCAGGGAAGGGAAGAAUAACCGAGGGCAGACUUUCCCAACGGGAGUAACAAACCAGUAUGGACAAAAAAAAACGAGUGUUGACGCUGUACCGGAGAAUCGCCGUCCCCUGAAGGAAGACGACGUGACUUAUAAGUACGUAGAAGAAAUGGAAGCAAAAAAAAUUAACAUCAGGGGAGUGGACAUAGAAUAUCGAGUGUACAAUUUAGAAGAAGGAAUAUACAUCGUGGAUAAUGCAAAUUAUGAGAAAAUAAAAAAUUUGUGGAAUACAGACGAAUUGAAGAAGGCCAAAGAAAAUUUCCAAGGAUCUUUUGGCAUAAAAAGUCAGGGCAUUAAAGAGGAGGAUUGGAUUAUGCUCCCAUUAGAAUAUAAUGAAGAUAAAAAUAUCAAGUUGGUGAAGGCGGACUUUGACAAUCCGACAUAUGAUUAUAUAAUCACGUACUAUGACAAAGAAAGGAAUUACUACUUCGAAUAUAAAAGAAGAAAUUAUUACAAACCGUUUCGAAACACAGUGCAUGAAACACCACCAUAUAAAUCAGAGUUAGAGGAAGACAGAAGAUAUUAUGGCAAAGAAAUUAUCAUACCUAAGAAAAAGCUAGAUAAUGAAAUUUUUAGGCAACCAAUGUUAAGUGAUGUUUUGACAGGGGGGUGUAAUAAAGAACCCAUAGGAUUAGAAUCAUGGAGGUAUGUAAAAUAUCCUUACGGAAAUUUAAUCGAGUAUCAAAAAUAUAGCCAAUUUUAUUGUGUUAAAAAAAAUGGGAAAGAUAAACCCGAUAUGAGAUACCACUAUUUGGGGAAUAGCAAUUUAGCUGUUUCUGAAAUUUGCUUAGGCACCAUGAAUUUCGGAAAUUAUGUGGAUCAAAAAUUGGCUCACGAACUAUUUGAUUAUGCUUAUGAGGAGUUUCAGGUGAAUUUUUUCGAUACGGCCGAAAUAUAUCCCUUGCCUGUUAGCGAGAACUACUUUGGGUUAUCGGAAGAAAUUUUAGGAAACUGGAUUAGGGCUAAGGGGAAGGCGAACCGGCACAAGUUUGUCAUCGCGACGAAGAUUUGCGGCAGGACGGAUAAGAUUCCUUGGGCUAGGAAGUACAAGCGGGGGGGUGCGACUGGAACAGCGGCUGGAACAGCGGCUGGUGGAGCUGCCUAUACACAUGGCUCCGGGGGAGGCGCAUCAGCGAACGGCCAGGGUAACCCCAACCAGGGUAACUCCAACCAGGGUAACCCCAACCAGGGCAGCCCCAACCAGGGCAACCACGAGCAGGGUGCCUACUCCAAGGAGGAGAGCAAAAGCCCGAUGGAAAAGCUCGAGGAACUAAAAAGAAAGGAGGAGUUAUAUUUCAAAAAGGACUACGAAGCGAUGGAAAAAAUGAAAGAACUAGAGAAGUGGAAGCAGAGUCAGAGAGAUGACAACCUGAUCACGUUGAGCAAGGAGAAUAUCAUUUCGAGUGUGGAUAACUGCUUGAUGAGAUUGAAGACGAAUUAUAUCGACCUGCUGCAACUGCAUUGGCCAGAUAGGUACUAUCCCAAUCAGUCCUCAGGAGAUUAUAGUGAUGUACUUUACGACUAUAACAAGUACUAUGACGACUUUGUGCCCUUUGUAGAGCAGCUGCAAGCAAUUAAUGAAUUAAAAAAAAAAGGGAAAAUUAGAGAAUGGGGACUAAGUAAUGAAACUCCCUUUGGCUUACUCAAAUUUUACGAUUUAUGUAAACAAUUGCACAUAUCUCCACCCGUAUCGGUGCAGUUAGAAUAUAAUUUAUUGUGUCGUAAUGAUGUAGAAAAAGGGUUUCUUGAAAUUUGUAGACCCCAAAAUGCUAAUGUUUCAAUUUUGGCUUAUUCACCCCUGUGUGCGGGUAUUUUAACUGGGAAGUAUUUAGAGUACACAGAUUACACCACCAAGGGGAGAAUGCAAAAGUUCCCUUCCUACAUGAAGCGGUUGCGAGGAUCCAUAGCUACGUAUAUCAUUCGGGAGUUGUAUUAUUUAAGUCAGAAGUACUACUUCCCCAACCUGACUGUGGCUGCCCUAAAAUGGGUGUACACACGAUCGUUCGUCACGUCCACUGUUAUCGGCGUGUCCGACUUCCUGCAGCUGCGCGAGAAUUUGUACUCGCUCACGGAGGAUGUGUUGUUUACGGACAAGCUGGAGCGAGAAAUAAAUGCGCUCCACUGGAAAUUCAGGGACCCCAUCAGGAUCAUCCA